Molecule: messenger RNA, 750 nt
Organism: Emys orbicularis (European pond turtle)
Lineage: Eukaryota; Metazoa; Chordata; Testudines; Emydidae
Gene: KNSTRN
Product: kinetochore localized astrin (SPAG5) binding protein
Exons: 8
Coding region: 1-750 (249 amino acids)
Biological process (GO): regulation of attachment of spindle microtubules to kinetochore; spindle organization; mitotic sister chromatid segregation
Cellular component (GO): kinetochore; microtubule plus-end; mitotic spindle
Source: RefSeq, a predicted model, not a curated record
AUGGAGAACGAAAAUUCCAGGAUCCCGGUCUACAGCUUCCAUCACCCCACAGCGCUCUCCCGUAGCGUCCCCCCAGACACACAGACGCCAUUUCCAUCGAAGAAACAACGUAUCAACAAAACAGUUGAGCCAGAAUUCAGCAAAGAUCCCAAUUUCACUUUUAGCUCAAAUGUUCCAGAGGAUGGUGUCUUCAAAGCCAAAAACCAAGGUCUCUGUAGGUCUACCAAGAAAGUGGAGCCUCUUUCUAAAAAGACAGCAACAACUGCACGAGGACCCCUGAGCCGAUACAGAUUGGAGACAGAGCUAAAGACGAAGAACCAGUUGUUGGAAAUAGCCAAACAGCAACUGCACUCAAAGCUGGCAGGAGCACAGGGCACUAUAAAAGACUUAAGAGAAAAGAAUGAAGUCCUGGAAGAAGAAGUUCAAAAGCUGAAGAAAUUUCAAGAUAACUGUAUGGUGAUUUUAGAAAGCAGAAAUAUUGAUCCAGUUACAGGCAACGAAAUCUUGGAGGAAGAAGAUACGAAGGAGUGUCAGAAGCAGACAAUGUUGCUGACAGAGAAGCUUAAAGAAGAACUGAGACUAUUCAGCCAAAUGGCUGAAAAACAAGAAGAGCUUCUGACAGCAACAACUAUGUGGAAACUGGCAGAGAAUGACCGAAACAAUUUCCUGGAGAAGCAGACAUCCUUUCAGAGAGAAACAGAAGAGUAUGCUGCCACUGUUGGUCAGGUGGAGCUCCUCUUGGACACAUGA